AAAUGCGUUCCUCUGUAUUAGAGUUUCCUUGCAGUGAUCUGAAGAAAUGAGGACGAAUAGAGUUUGCUCCAUGGAGGUCGAGCGCAAGAUACUGAGCCUCCUUCACGGCCAUAAAACCCGUAAACAACUUCCGGAAAUCCACGCCCAUUUCCUCCGCCAGGGCCUUCAUCAAUCCAACCAAAUUCUCUCUCACUUCGUCUCAGUAUGCGGUCAUCUCAACAGAAUGGAAUAUGCGAAUCGUGUUUUUUGCCAGACCCAGAAUCCCAAUAUCUUGCUUUUCAACUCCAUGAUCAAAGGGUACUCCCGUAAUGGUCCCUAUGAGGAGUCUCUUUCUCUGUUUUAUUUGAUGAAGAACCGUGGCAUUUGGCCCGAUGAAUACACAUUGGCGCCUCUGCUUAAGGCCUGCACUAGUCUUGGUGAUUUCAGGCCUGGGCAACGUGUUCACGGGGAGAUUGUUAGAGUUGGGUUUGAGAGUUUCAGCGCUGUUGGAAUUGGGGUUGUUGAGUUGUACUGUUCUUGUGGGAGGAUGGAGGAUGCAAAGAAGGUGUUCGAUGAAAGGUCUGAUAGGGAUGUAAUCAUUUGGAACUUGAUGAUUCGUGGGUUCUGCAAUUUAGGGAAUGUUGAUACCGGGUUACAUCUGUUUAGGCAGAUGAGUGAACGAAAUAUUGUUUCAUGGAAUUCGAUGAUUUCAUGCUUGGCUCAAAGUAGGAAGGACAGUGAAGCUUUAGCACUCUUUCAUGAAAUGCUAGAGCAGGGUUUUAAACCAGAUGAGGCUACAAUAGUAACAGUGUUGCCUAUUUGUUCUCGUUUGGGUGCUGUUGAUGUUGGGGAGUGGAUUCACUCCUAUGCUGAAUCAAUUGGGCUCUGUCAAAGUGUAGUCUCUGUGGGAAAUGCAUUGGUGGAUUAUCAUAGUAAGUGUGGAAACUCGGAAACUUCUAUCAAACUUUUCAAUGAAAUGCCUGUUAGAAAUGUUAUUUCUUGGAAUUCCAUGAUUUUGGGUCUGGCUUUUAAUGGAAAGGGUGAACUUGGAGUGGAGUUCUUCAAGGAGAUGAUGGACAAAGGUGAAAGCCCUAAUGAUGCAACUUAUCUAGCAGCCCUAACAUGUUGUGCUCAUGCAGGAUUAGUGGAAAAAGGACAGGAAUUGUUUGCUUUGAUGAGUGAAAAUCGUCAUGUUGAUCUAAAACUCGAGCAUUAUGGAUGCAUGGUUGAUCUCCUUGCACGUAGUGGAUAUGUUAGAAUGGCUUAUGACUUGAUCAGAAGCAUGCCUUUUAGGCCAAAUGCUACUUUAUGGGGUACAUUGCUUAGUUCUUGCCGUACUCAUGGUGAUGUAGAGCUUGCAGAGCUAGCUGCCAAAGAGCUUAUCAAUCUUGAACCAUUGAAUUCUGGUAAUUAUGUGUUGCUUUCAAAUAUCUAUGCAGAAGAAGGAAAAUGGGAUGAAGUAGAGAAGGUGCGGGUGUUGAUGAGAAUGAAGAGUGUCAAGAAGGCACCAGGACAGAGUGCAAUGGGAUGAUUUUGCUAUGCUGGGGUCUACUGUGGUAUAUUUUUGUCUUGGGACUCUUGUACAAAUCUCAGUGAUGAAUUAGUUCUCCAGUAGGUUUGAUUCUUGCAAACACAAAUGACAAGUUGAUGGAAUUUAUACUAUUGGUGAGAGUUCUGCAAAAAUUAGAAGGGACUGGUCCAACCGGAAGAUAAAGUGCAGUAUAUCUGAUGAUAAGUGAAAAUUUAUGCAGGUCAACUUCUCUGGAAUAUAGUAGAUAUAUUUAAACAGUACUUUCAGCAUCUAGUUAAUCCUAACGAGUUUUAGGCAAAGGCUGACACAGGGAAAAAGUGAUCUGCAAUCAGAAUUUAUUACAGAGAAUACAAUCUUCUGGGCCAAGAAAACCAGACCUUUGUGGGUUCCUGCACUGACAUGGUACAUUGUGCUCAAUUUUAUUGGACUCGUAUCUCUGGGAACGUUCCUGAAACAGAUUGUGAACAGGAAUGAAUGAGAAGAAACAUCAACAGUCUCAAACAAUACCAUAAAUUGGUACUCUUCUAUGCCCAACUUCAUCUCACCAUUACAUAUCCAUUCAACUUUCAACGUUUUGAUUUUAGUUCUUUUUCUGGUUUUUGAAGAAUGGGCAGAAAAUGGUAAGAAAGAGUUGCUGUGGAUAUAGCAGUGCCACAACGGCAAAGGAGUCUGUGUCGCCCACCAAAAAGGAAGAAGAUGAGAAACGAGACAUUAAGAAUGCACUCUGGCCGUUUCCAGUGCCACAGAUGUCCUUGAAACUUGAAAGGCGGAGGAGAAGGAGCCAGUGACAGUCAAGAAGGAACCUGUGAAGGUUUAUUCCGGGUGUGGUGGAUGUAGUUCUUAAGUAAUAUCUGAAUGUGGAGUCUAUAACCGGGCUAGGAAGGGCUUUGAUGUUUUCUUAUGUUUUUUUAACUUUCCACAGUUGUUUCUUGCAUUUGAAACGUCUAGUCUUACCUAAGUUUUUUUAUGUUGAUUUGCUGUUAGUCUGUUUUCUG
Messenger RNA from Rubroshorea leprosula, 2505 nucleotides. NCBI's taxonomy places the organism in Eukaryota, Viridiplantae, Streptophyta, Magnoliopsida, Malvales, Dipterocarpaceae. The record is from the annotation of a GenBank genome assembly.